This is a messenger RNA of Cydia fagiglandana, 4133 nucleotides long. Its product is annotated as organic cation transporter protein. The transcript is spliced from 3 exons. The coding region runs from base 417 to 2048 and encodes 543 amino acids. NCBI's taxonomy places the organism in Eukaryota, Metazoa, Arthropoda, Insecta, Lepidoptera, Tortricidae. Gene Ontology annotation, biological process: transmembrane transport. Gene Ontology annotation, molecular function: transmembrane transporter activity. Gene Ontology annotation, cellular component: membrane. The record is from RefSeq and is a predicted model, not a curated record.
ACAAAAUCAAAGGCGUUGUGCUCAGUACAAAGUCUUGUGAAAGAUUAGAUACGGAUGAUUAGAUACUGAUAUGCAAUAUGCACGUGGUGAGAGCCGCCGUCGACUCGCCGCUGGCCGCGUGGUGCAGUGCUGCGCGGACGCCGGUUCGCGAGGUGACCACUCAACCGGCAGGUAUUGGGUUAACGGAGAUAAGAGGUUGUCCAUGUUUUUUUUUCGCGCGAGUGCGGCAACCGAACGGCGUGAGCGCCACGACGUAGCCAUCCAUUCGCUCCUCGCCGGCUCGCGCGCCUGGCGGUCGCCUCACGUCGCCACGCGAUAUUAUAAUUACCAAUGUUUCUAUGUAAAAAUCGUUGCAGGGCUCCAACUAUACGUACAAAAUAAAUAACUGACGGAAGAAGCGACAAGGAUAUAUCAAAAUGGACAAGGAUCACGCUUUAGAGGAGAUGAUGGGGAAACUGGGGGAUUUCGGGCGGUACCAGUGCUUCCAGUUCAUACUGCACAUCCUGGCCGCCAUGACUGCCGGUAUGCACAUGCUCUCCCUCGUCACUGUCGCAGCAGUGCCAGAACACAGGUGUGCCCUGCAAGACGGAGAUACAAAUUUCUUUACACCGCCGAAUUCUACAAUAUUGCUGCUGAACAAUCAAACGAAUAAACCGGAAUCAUGCAGGAUGUACGAAAACAACACCAUACUGGAGUGCGAUUCAUGGGUAUACAACACCAAGUAUUACACCUCGUCCCGAGCCAUCGAAUGGGACUUCGUUUGCAGCCGGCGAUGGAUGGGAGCAUCUGCGCAGACAGCUUAUAUGUUCGGAGUCGUCGCAGGCUCCCUGGUGCUAGGCAGGAUGUGUGACAAAUUCGGAAGAAAAACAAUGUUCGUGGCUGCGGGAGUGUUGCAACUAGUCUUUGGGACCGCUGUAGCAUUUACAACAGAGUUUUACACUUUCGUGGUUGUCAGAUUCCUGUACGGUAUCUUCGGGUCCGGGUCUUACAUAGCCGGAUUUGUGCUAACCAUGGAGCUAGUUGGACCAUCUAAACGCACAAUCUGCGGCGUAACUUUCCAAAUAAUGUUUGCAGUGGGCAUAAUGCUUCUGGCAGCUUGGGGAUAUCUUAUUGACAACAGAUUUUAUUUACAAAUCGUUUACGCGCUACAUGCUGUCAUUUUACUCCCACAUUGGUUCUUGAUGGAUGAAUCUCCUAGGUGGCUUUGGGCCCAGGGCCGCGCUCGUGAGUCAGUGGCUAUCGUAGAGAAGGCGCUUAAAAUGAACAGGUCUAUUGAAACUGUAGACACACCUCAGCUAGUCUCCCACUGCAAAGCGACGUGUGCUAAAUACACUGACGAACACUCAGCUGGGACCUCCGACUUGUUCAAGACUCCAAACAUGCUGAAAAAAUCUUUAAUCAUUUGUGGUUGCUGGUUCGCUAAUUCCGUUGUGUAUUAUGGUCUCUCUCUUAAUACCGGUAAACUGGAAGGCAACCCAUAUUUUAUCACGUUCUUGAUGGGAGUAGUAGAGUUGCCUAGUUAUGUCAUUAUAGUGUACUUUUUGGAUAAAGUCGGACAUAGAGCGCUUAUUAGCACUAUGAUGUUACUAGGCGGAAUUUCGUGUCUCAUCGUAGCUGCGCUGCCUCACGGAUCUAAGUCGACGACCGGUAUCGUCAUGGUGGGAAAAUUGUUUAUUUCUGGUUCAUACUCCAUAAUUUAUAAAUACUCAGCUGAACUUUUUCCUACCGUGGUUCGGAGCUCCGGCGUAGGACUUGGCAGUAUGUGUGCGAGUGUGUCAGGCGCCUUGACACCAUUAAUAUCUUUACUCGACACUCUAAACCCGAAGAUCCCAACUAUCAUAUUUGGCUUUUUGGCCUUGUUUUCUGGAGCUUCUACGUUCUUCUUGCCCGAAACUGUCGGACGGAACCUGCCACAGUCUCUGGAGGACGGCGAAAAGUUCGGCGUCGGCGACACAUGUUUCACAAAUUGCAGCGGCAAGCGAAUGAGCGAAGCUUCUAUCGAUUUACCAGAAACUAUGGUUCCCCUCGAAACUAUUGAGAAGAACUAAUCAUUGUAUAUACUUAUAAUCGAUUACAAUAACCUUGCCACAAAGCUGUCUAAAAACUAGGCUUAGUUUAGAUUGUAAUUUUUUUAUUGUCUUGGUUUCUUAAAGUUAGUACCUUACCUACUAACUAUUGUCUCUCCUUACGUAUUUUUUUUAGGAUAUUUAUAAUUAUAAGUACUCGUAAGUAUAUAGGUAACUGACAGACUUACGGUAUCAAAUACUACUUAUGGGUGAAGUAUUUCUUUACGUUUACUUCAUUGUAGUCAUUUUACAUUAGAAUUAGAUAUUAUUAUUAUUAAAUAUCUAGUCAAUGUUAAGAUACAUACAUUCAUUGCCGCUUAUCUGACAGUAACAACGAUUAAAUCAUGUUUGUGAAAUCAUGUGGCAAUGAUAAUAAAUACUAUUGCAGUGCAUUUAUUUUAAACAAAUGACUGGUUUAAAGAAAGUUUAACAGCCCAGUGUAGGUAGUUACUUUUAAUGUGUUUCUACUAUAACCUGGAUCUCUGCAAUUUAUGUCUACAGUUUAUACAUAGGUAUAUUUUUACAUUUUGCUUUAUAAUUUGAAUUGUGUGUACAAACAAUUUACAACUGUUAGCUCGUGUGUUCUAAUAUUUACCUACAUAUUGUUAUAUUUAAUUACACAAACGGGUCUACCGCGAUAUAAUUUCAUUGUUCUUACCUUUAAUUCCGAUCCGACGUUAUAAAAUUUAUAAUUAAUAUGUGUACAAAACGCGAGAGUUUAAAGUGUUACAUAUUGUUAUAUUUGUGUGUAACUUAUACAUAUAAGAUUUUAAUCUACCUGUUAGGGUACCUAUCUUAACAAAUUACAAUUAAAUUGUUAUUAUUAAAUUACAAAAUUGUGUGAUAUGAUACCUAUUAUUGAUUAUUCUACACUACACAUUUGUCCACAAAAGUAUAGUGCCAACUCAGUACCUUUUUGAUAUAAGUAGUAAAUAUGUACCUACCAACCUAUCGGUGACGGGGCGUCAAACAUAACCCUUAGGCAAGCCGGAGCUCUUUCUUCAACGCUUAUAGCAGGUGUAGGAGAAGAUUGCUCAACAAGAUCAUUAGAUCAUACACCAUUCUAUGCAAGCCAGUAAUGUCUGAGUUCUUAUGAGCGCCCCGCUACUGCGACUUGAUGUAAGUACAAGAACACACGCAAACGCAAAGAAGAAAAUAAGUAUAUUAAUUAAGAUUAAUCAUACUUUUGAAUAUUACAAGACUGCGACUUGUCUUAAAACAAGUCGUUAAGUAGAUAUAAUUGUAGAGUAAUACAGGGGUCAUGGAAGGUUCUUAAGAUAUACAUACUUAAUGGUCAAAUAUUGUAAUACUUAAUGAUACUAGGUACUUACUUCAAAAUUAACGUGAGAAGCCACUCUCUUCGAAGAAGCGAUUUAACCAUUUUGUUUAGUUAGUAGGCUAGUACACAUAAUAUUAUAAACUAAAUAUUUCUUUCCAAACCAUAGAUUAGUUGAAUCUCUUGUUUGUUAAAAAAUUAAUGCCUAUUAAAUAGGUGCUUUCUAAUAAUGUUUCUGACGGUCGACUUGAAUUGUUAAAGUAUUACUGAUUUUGUUUCUGGCAGAUUUUUAACGUCAUCGAGGCACAGUUAUAGGAGCUUCGAAGUAAAACUAAUAUCUGGGCAUACAAUCUAAUUGUAUAACUUUGUAGAUCAUUUACAUAUCGAAUAUAUCUAGUUAGGAACCUAUUGUUUAUCUAUACUCUACAGCAGCGGUCGGCAACCUUUUACCAAGGGCCACAUAGUAGUUUACACAUACGUAGUAGCACAUAGCACUUUGGUAAUAUUUGUGAUUUAGCAGACAUUGUCGUUUGUCAAUAUUACAUAGGUACAAAAUAGCCAGGGAGGCUCGCGGGCCGCUUGUUGCCGAUCGCUGCUCUAGUCUCUACAGCUAUUUUUCCCAGCGUGCUUUUCAUGUGCUUAAGCAUUUGAACGCCACGCCUAUCGUGCACGGAAAUUGAUAUUGAGCUGUAACCGCACGCGUCAGUUUACGUCUUUGACGGUAGAAGGGUUAAGAUCAUCGUAUGCUUGCUAUUAACAAGCAACAUAACUAACUUGUUUGAUUUCAGUGA